GCCGGUGUACUUGGGGUAUAUAACCAGGUGGGCAGCGCGGAGGGCAGCCAGUGGAACUCCGACUAGACCUGUCCCAGGACAGUGUGAGUCGCCGAGAUGCGUACCGCUCUCAUCCUCGCCCUUGUGGCAGCCUCCGCCUUAGCAGGUCCUACAGGCCAGCGGACCUCCUGCGCCCUCCACUGCACCGAUACCAACCUAUACUUAUAUCAACCAGGCAAAAGCUACAUAUACGACUACUCUGUGACCACGUCGACGGCGCUACUGGGCGCCCUGGAGGAUGACGCCCACCUCCACAUCACCGCCAGGGCCCACAUCGACGUCUCCGCCCCCUGCGAGUACACGCUCAGGGUGACAGAUGUUUCUCUGGGCGGGUCGUCCCACGAGGAGCAGUUUGUGGCCGCCAUCACCAAGUCUCCUCUGCGCUUCUCCUUCCAAGAUGGCCGCGUGGAGCGCCUCUGCAGCCAGGUGUCGGAGCCCGCCUGGGUCCUCAACUUCAAGCGGGGCGUUCUCUCCACCUUCCAGAACUCCUUCACCAAUAAAGGCACAGAGCAGGUGGAGGAGACCGAUAUUUCUGGAGUGUGUACGACUGCGUACAGAAGCGUAUCUGAGGGUGACGUAGUGAGCAUAGAGAAGACCAAGGACCUCACUUCUUGCACCGGAAGACCCAGUCUGUCGUCGUACAUAACUUCCAGUAGCUACAUCACCGACUCCCCCGUGCAGAGUCUGCCGGUCUUCAAGAGCACGAGCACCUGCAGACAGAGAAUAGAAGAAGGAGUGCUGAAGGUGGCGGAGUGUGAGGAGAGCCACAAGUUCCGUCCCUUCUCCAGCGAGGAGGGCGGCGCUGUCACCCUCGCCAAGACCACCAUGAUGCUGGUCUCCCAGGACACUCCAGCCCUCCCACUUGCUGAUUACCAGUUUACCAGCAAAUCUUUGGUGUUCGAUGAGAUUAUCAGCGGCGAUGCAGAGACUCAGGUUGACACUAUUGAGAAGAUUUUAAGGGAGCUCGACGAAAGCACACAAGACGAAGUGCUGCCCGAGGUGCCAGCUCUCUUCUCCACCCUUGUGGCCUCCCUCAAGAGCCUCGAGUACCCAGCCCUUAGCACCGUUUACACCAACACAAAGCAACCUAAUGCCCGCAAGUUCCUGGUUGACGCCAUGCCUCUGGUAGGGACAGCUGCCGCCGUCGGAGUGGUGAGGGACAUGUUCAUCAACGGUGACAUGACAGACGUUGACGCAGAUGUCUGGUUCACCUCACUUGCUUUCUUCAGGAACCCAACCUCUGAGAUGUUCACUGCGCUUGCUCCUCUUCUUCAGCAUAAUCCCAGCCAACAAGCGAUGCUGGGUUCCUCAGCUCUCGUGAACACUUACUGCAAGAUCCAGCCAGACUGUGGCAAUGACCGGGGUGUCCAGCAGGUUCUUCGACACAUAGAAAGUCACCUUGGCUCCGGUUGUCGCUCGGUUAAUGGAGAAGAGAAGAUGAAGAUCUUAGUAGCACUGAAGGCUCUGGGCAACGCCGGCCGUUGGGUCAAUGCUAGUCCUGUCCUGCGACAGUGUUACACUGAGGAGAAUGACAUGGAAGUCCGAGUAGCCGCGAUAGGAGCCUGGAGACACAGUCCUUGUGACUAUGACCGCUCCAACCUACUGGCCGCUUUCCAAGAUGAGGCUCAAGACACCGAAGUUCGAAUUGCUGCUUACCUUGCUGUCAUGACGUGUCCCACUCCUACUAUUAUCAACACCAUCAAGGACCGCCUUAUUUCAGAAGGUGUCAACCAAGUCGGGUCCUUUAUUUGGACUCAUAUGGUCAACUUGCAAGAGUCAGCCGGCCCCGACAAGGAGUGGGUCCGUGAGCUGAUCGGGGAGGAGCUCCUACAGAAGAAGUUCAGCACCGAAGCCCUCAAGUUCUCCCGGAAUUACGAGUCGUCCUUCUUCAUGAAUGAACUAAAUGUUGGCGCAGCUGUAGAAAGCAACGUUAUUUUCUCCAGCAAAUCCUACUUGCCACGCUCUGCCAUGCUUAACCUUACUCUUGACCUCUUCGGCGAAUCCAUCAAUCUUUUUGAGAUUGGUGGCCGGAUUGAAGGAUUUGAAGCAUAUGUAGAACGUUUCUUCGGAUCUUCUGGAUAUUUCCCUGAAGAGACCAUAGAGGGCAUAUUAAAAACCAUGCGUCAGAAAAAACCUGACGCCGAAACCACCACCUUAGAAGGAUUCCUUGACCAAGUAACCGAUGAGCCAGAAGGUUCGUAUUACCUCCGUGUCUUUGGCAACGAACUGCACUAUAAACGCUUCCAUGGUCUGGAAAGCCUUAUGAAGACAUCAGGAUUCUCCAACCCACUGGAGAUGUUGAUGGAGCUUGCUCGCACCGGUAAUGUUGAUUACACAAAGUCAUACCAACUCAUCAACACACACUACACAAUCCCCACCAUCUCAGGCUUGCCACUCACUCUCACCGCCAAGGGUACGGCUACACUUGCCUUGAGAAUGAAUGGCAAUUUUAAGGCUCAAAGUUUGCAGAAUAUUAACAUAGAGGGUCGCGUGCAGCCUUCUGCAGCAGUACAGAUGGAUGGUAUGAUGCUUGUUGAUGCCCACGUGACUCGCACGGGGCUCAAGAUCUCCUCCACCCUGCACACCUCCACCUUCCUCGAUGGUAAACUUCAGAUCGAUGGAGGCAAGCUGGUUGAUAUUGCUUUUAACACACCUAAAGAUAAAGUAGAAGUGAUUGAUGUUAGCACCAAAUUCUUCUACCUGGAAGACGAUAAAGAGAUCCGAAAGGAAGGAAAAGACGAAGUAAAGUAUGAAGGGUGUAGGAGGAUAAUUGGUGGACUUGAGAUGUGCGGCGAGUUGAGCUAUACCUCAACCUCUGACAGCAGUCCUUGCUUCCCGCUCACGGGACCCGCUGCCCUCCACCUCUACAUGAGGAAGACAGACACACAGACCGGCUACAACUUCCGCUUCACCAGUGGAAGUAAGGAGAUCACUUUCCUAUUUGACACCCCGGGGUCUCAAGCCAAUCACAAAGUAGCGCUUAAUAUUGCCAAAUCUGGUAAAAAUGUAAAUUUCGAUCUUGAGAUGCCUUUCAUGUCUCUUCAAGGCGCCGGGGAGUACGUGUGGAAAAGUAACAAGAAGCACAUUAAACUGGAGAUGACGCGUGAUAACUCUGACAAGUACUCACUGGAGACUGGUCUCCAAGUUACCGGGGAAGACGUAAAGAAGUUUGAGCCGUACUUAAUUAUCAUAUCUCCAAUAAGGGAAAUACUUAAUGCUAGAGGAACUCUGGAGUUGGACGUAGGUAACACCAAGUACGUGGCUGACGUGAGCGUGUCCGGCCUCCCAGUGUCUCCUCUCAGCCUCCACGGUUCGUAUACAGGCGUAGAGAACACUGCUAAUGUGGAGGUGGCGCUGAACACUCCCGCCAUCGACAUCAAGGCCAAGGGCCAGCUUGUCUCUGAAGGCAACUUGGUGUCCUCCAAGGCCGACGUUGAGUACAGUACGCUGCGCGGGGAUAAGCACACCAUCCACCAUUCUGCUCUCAUCAAGACUGAGACCUCACAAGACGUCAAUACAUACACACUUAAGUUUAAUCUGACUCCAAGUCAGUUCCCAGACAUGGCUUUAGACAUUGACAUCAGAUCUAUUAUUUCCACUGGUCGCCUGGAGAACAUUUGCACCAUAACCCGAGGACCCGUAACGUGGAAUUUUAAAGAAAUUUAUUCUUAUAACUCCGAUGAAAACAACUAUAAUUUCAAUGUUGAAAUUGAAGUUCUCUGCCCUUAUCAUAGCAUUGAUUAUCUGGCCCUACACGACCUUAAGAUGGGACGCAAUUAUCUGAACGCCAAGAGCCAGAUUAGGGUCAGCCCUGAGGACGAGGCUACCUUGACCCUUGACCUCAGCCACAGCAACAACAUUGAUAUUGAAGGACGUAUUAUGGCUCAGGUUCCAGGCGCGAAGGCUACAGCUGAAGUCCUUGUUAACGAGGUCGCUAACGGUCAUUAUAACGCUAAGGUGACUGGCAACAUCAACGACAUAGAGACGAACACCGUGAGCCUUGAGGGAAGUGUACGAGACAACUCUGUACCUGGCAAGUUCAAUGUUCUCAUGGACGGUUCCUUCAAGUGUCCGAGCCACACCUCCAAGCUCAGCUCGGGCAUAUUCGCCGACUCCGAGAAGGCCAACGUUGACUUGAACACUGAUAUUAACGGCAGGAAGUACACGAUGAAGAUUGAAAGCACGCGGACCUCCAUCCUCGUCGACGCCAACAUCGGCAGACACGUCCUCCUCGACGCUUACAUUACUUCAGCUGACGAGGGACACAAACUGCUUGUUAGUGCUGACUGGAACAAGGACGUUGAUCCAACACAGUCUUUGGUGAUUAGUGGACAGCUGUCUCCUACAGAAGUAAAAGCUGGCUUCAGGUUUGGGGAGCGGGAGGUGUCGGCCUCAUGCCGGCGGGUUGACGAGGGCCUAGAGCUGGAGGCGUCGUGGGCGCCGCGCCAGACCCUCCUGGCCUCUCUUCACUACUCCCUCGGCGACACCAUGUCUCUCGUUACUACUGUAAUCACGCCUUUCCACGGGUGGGAAAAGCAAGAUCUUAUGAUUAAUGUCACUCUCAAGGAUCACGAGAUCAACAGUCGUGUAUCUGCGACCUGGAAGAACGCUGAACAAGUGGUUCUUACGAUCAAUGGUAAAUUGCGGCCCGGAACGUUUACCAACGCUCUCAGUGCCAAGAUUCUAUUCAGCAGCAGCUUUGAGAGUUUCGAGAGGAUGUCCUUGACUGUGGACCACGCUAUGGAUGACGCCACCAUCAGUACCAACAUAGCAGGCCUGUGGAACAACAAGGAGAUGAAAGGCAGCUUCCAGCUGACUCCCGCUGACAGCGGCGUCGAUGCAAGAGCCGCUUUCAUGUCUCCCUUCACAGAAGAAGUUCUUGUUACUCUACACCAUGAACUACUUAACUCAGCUUUGUCUACCAAACUAGAGGCCAAAUACGGUGAAGAGACCUACGGCAUCACCCUCAAGGGUGAGGUCAACCUGGGUGAGGUUCAGACCAUUACUCUUGUCCUCAAGACGGUCACUUCUCUCUCCUCUGCUCCGCAGGUCAAUCUUAACGUCAAAUAUACUCUGAGUGAUAUCAAAAUGAAUCUGGUCAUCGAAGGUAAAGCAGGUGAGAAGAAAAUACUUCUUAAUAUGAAUGUUGAGAAGACAAAGAGAGAGAGUACGACAGCGAUCGCAGGAGACUUGAGAUUCAUCACACCAUUCACGUACCCAAUAACAGCAACACUUUCCCACAGCCAUGAUGGACAACACUUUACCUCACAGUUCGAGAUCUCGCGAAUAUGGUCUAAUUUCGGGAGCGUUAAGAUGCACGCGGAAGGCCACAUGACCAGCAGCAGCGACGUAGAGGUGACCGCCUUACUCAGCAGCCCGGCCACCAAGGCUUCGCUCUUGUUUAACCAUAAAGUGACAGACAAGAAUAUGAACUCCAUCAUUGAUGUUACUGUCAAUGGUGAGCAGAUGACUGCAUCAAUCAAGGGCAUCUUGGAUGCAUCACAGAGCCUGGCCAACCUUCAAGGACAAGUCUCUUCUACUAUCAAUGGUCUCGAUGAUAUUAAACUAAAUAUUGAAAGCCUUAAGGAAGUCAACACAAGAACAUCAAAGAUUUUGUUUAGUAAAGGAACUAAGUCUAUUAACAUCGUUCAUAUUAUUACAUUUAUUGAUUUACUUAACUGGGAAAAUUCCUUUGACGUUAAUGGCAUAUAUAAGAUAAGUAACACACAGUCCCACGAAGGCACAGUAUAUUCGCACCGGCUGGACUGUGCCUGGGCUGACGGAGGUGUCAUUCUCACUGCCUCCAUUGACCCCAAAAUUUCUGCAGAAUCCCGUAAAAUCGAUGCUCAAGUCACCCUAACAUCACCAUGGGAGUAUUACGAGAACGUCAAGAUCGAUCUUCACUACGAAGAUGACGGAAUUGAAUACAAACCAUCCCUCAGAAUUGAAUACAAGCCAGGAAGUAUUAUUGAAAUUGCAACAAUGACUAAGUUUGACAUUUACUCCUUCUACACUGAAGCUACAUUAACAACUCCUUUCUGGCAACCUUUGGGGUGUAAGUUUAACUUGGAAUUCAAGACACGGACGCCAGUUACUCUUAUCCUCACUCGGGGAGCCAACAAAACCACCAUUAACGCAAGUGGAAACUGGGAGAGAGGCAGGUUGGAUGGCCAGAUAGACAUUCAGUCUACCUAUCUAGAAGCGCCAAUCUCAGUUGAAGCAUCAUAUGACGUCAUCUCCCCUGAGAAGAGAGUACGUAUUGUUGUAACAACUGAUCAUAAGUAUGAAAUAACCGGAGCCUUUUCUGGACACAUGAGAAAUGCAAAGUGGUCUCUCGUGACGAAACUUCCAGUUGAGGGGGCCCGCAUGCUGGAGUUCAGUGGGCAGUAUCAAGCCACAGCUCUGCCCUUCACUAUGAAUGCGGUGCUAAAGAAAGAGUCAAACGUCUAUGCAGUCCUGAGCAAAAUUAGCACGAGUGAGUUCCUCGUGAGCUUGGACAUUAAUGGACAAAGGGGCUCUCUAGAGAGCAAAUGGUUCUAUCAGUACACACACGCUAACAUGGAAAUUACGUUCCAGUCUCCAUUAAGUACUUUGAACAUGGCUACUUACAUCAUGUACGACUUUGAAACCCAGAAAAAGAUCCAUGUCAAGCUUACUAAUGGCAACCAGGAAAUCAGUCUCAUUGGAAAGCUUGAGGGAGAAACUUUAGUCUUCGAAGGAACAACUCCUAUCAGGGACUGGGAGACUCUUAAUGCUUCAUUCUUUGCCUCCGAAUCUGCUAUCAACGCUUUUAUCUCCAGAAAUAACCGCAGAAUAGAGAUAAAUGGAACUAUGCACAUUAGGCAUAGGAAGGGCAAGAUUGAAAUCACUAUCACCACUCCAUACACUAAUUACGAGUCCAUUACAGUUAACACAAGCUAUAACUUCCAUAAUGAGACAAAAAAAGUUGAAUUCAAGUCCAGUUUCGGUACAGAAGAACUCUCUCUAAAGGGUAACAUAAGAGUUUCUGAUCCAUUUACUCCGGAAAUGAAACUGGAUAUAAUCACUCCAUUUGAAGCUGUGAAAACUAUUGGCGGAGAAGCCCGGUGGAAUAUGAAAGACUCGGUGAAGACCGCCAAAGUAAAGGUUUACCACAAUGACAUUGACUACAAGUGGCAGGUGGAGGCGACUGCCGAGAGCAUGCUGAAGGGUCGGGCCGAGGCCACCAUCAUUACGCCCCUUCCAGGCUGGACCCACGUAUCUGUCAAGGGCAGCUUCGACUUCACUAUCAUGCCUUACACCGUCGCCUUUACCCACAACAAGGAAGAUGUCGUUAAUACCAUUGAAGGAAAACUUUCUGUAGCCCAAAACGCUAUCACUGGCCAGGUGACGACGCCAGUUACCGGCUGGGAGAAAGUUGUACUGAAAGGCUCUUACAACGUCAACAACAACCACCUCGCAGGCAACCUGGAAUUCGAUAAGGGGUCUGAGCAGUAUGAAGUUAAUGGUGACGUUAUGUUCAACAGCCAAAAGCCCAAACUGAAUAUCAACAUCAAGACACCAAUCCCAGAUGCUACCAACAUUCAGCUGACCAUGGACGCAAACAUGGUUGACAUAGAGAAGACUUUCAGCCUAACUUUCCUGAGGAAUGACAUCACUUACUCAGCUGAAUUCACCGGUCAGUUAAUUUACAAAACAGGAUUCCUGAAGGUAAUAACACGCUCCCCUAUUCCUGGUUACUCUGACUUCGAGCUUUAUGCCAGUUAUGAUUUUACAGGGGAUGUUAAGACCAUCGAGAUGAACUUAAAGAAUGAAGAAAAUAUAAAGCAGCACUUCUAUAUAGCCAUGGCUGUCAAUGACAAUGAAUUCAAUAUAAAUGCUGUCACUCCAUUUGAGGGUUUCGAAGUUAUGAGAAUGAACGGUGACUACACAGCCACCGGCGGUGAGCACAACAUCAUGGCUGCCUUUGUUAAGAACAGUCAGACGUACAGUUUCCAGGCGGCGGCCAGGCUAGAUACGACCAGCGUCGCCCUCCGCCUCUCAUCUCCCAUCCCAGUGAUCAGUAAUGUUGUGCUCAAUGCCAACUAUGAGCUUCUUGGCGAUGGCGUCCAGAGUUUAGUCCACUUUGAGAGGAACAAUGACGUCUUCAAAUUCAAUACUCACGCAAGUUUUACCCCCUUCAAAUCGACGUUAUUUGUCGCCGUUGAUACCCCCGUCAGUGACUGGAGUAAGAUCAUCAUUGACAUCAAUUAUGACAUCAUAUCUGAUAGAAAAUCUGCUGAAAUUUCUAUUAGGAAAGACAACUUCUCUAAGAUUUUCAGAAUUGACGCAAGUUAUAAUCUUGAAAGUGGUUCACUAAAAAUAAAAACACCUUUUGAAGGAUUCGAGGUUCUCGGUGGCGACUAUACAUUGUCUGUGAACAAGAAUAACAGGAAAAUGGAAGCCAGCAUCAAAAUUAAUCACAAUUCUAAAGAGUGGAUUUUCUCGACAUAUGGUCAGUAUGAUUCAGACAGCUUUAUAAUAAAGUUCCAGACUCCCUUUGAAGAAUUUGAUACAGUUGCUGUUGAGGGAACCAUCAAUGUGGCCACAAAGACUGUCAAGGGCAUGAUUAAAUUCGGUUCUAACAACUUCUCUAUGAACGUAUCGUAUGCUAUUGACAACAUGUCCUUCGACCUGGCAACACCAUUUGAGGUACUAAAGUUUGUGUCUGCUUCUGCUUCUUACAAAUGGAUUUCAUAUGAAAAGGAAGCAGCACUGACUAUCGUCUACAAUGAGAACAAUUACAUACUUAAUGGAGGACUGAGUGUCUCUCCUCAAGCCUCCAGCAUCAGUCUUCAGGCCACCACGCCCAUCCUGGGCUUCCAUAACAUGUCCUUCCAGGUUAAAUACGAUAUCAACAACAAGGACGAGUUGCUGUCAGCGCACAUGGUCCUCGGUGAAGACACCUACUACUUUGCAACAAGCGCCUACAUCGAAGAUAAAAUUGCUUAUUUCAAGUGCAGUCUCAUGUCUCCGCUGCCUGGAUGGACUGAUGCCAAAUUCGAAGUUAAAGUUGAUUUUUCUCAGGAUGAUAAGAUACUGGAGAUUUCACUUGAGAAAGAUGGAAAUGUAAAGGCCAUUGCUAUUUCUGGAAAGCUGAUUGGAAGCACAAUGGACUUCAGCCUGAAAACUCCCUUCACUGGUCUAAAGAACUUUAACAUGUUCGGUUCCCUGAAUCGCGCCAAGAGAUCUCUUGAAUUCAAAAUGAUUAAUGACGCUGGAGAAGCCUCGCUGCUGACCAACUUCAACUCGGCCAAGCUCCACCUCAAAACUCCAUUUGCGAGAGCAGAAGAAAUUACUUGGGAAAUAACAAAGGUUAAUGACAAUUCAUACAGAGGGGAGUGGAAGAGAAACAACAACUACGUGACGGUCUCACUAGAGAAGGAGGGCAGAAGCCGAGCUUUUAGUUUGGAGAUAAAAAGUGAACUACAAGGCUGGGAGUUCCUGGCCCUCACCGGCAGGCUUGACCAGGACGCCCUGCACGGCUAUGUCAGCGGUGCCGUUAAUGAGGAAAAGGUCACCCUCUCUAUACAAGGACGACAUGACGUGGAGGGGGAGUUCACCCUCAACCUGACUACACCCUACGACAACUAUCGCACAGUUGAGGGCAAAUUAAAUUACAGCUUGAAGAAAAGACAGAUUAAAUUGGAGGCUUCGUCUUCAAGCUCAGAAUUCCAUUACAUUUUUAAAUACACGAGAAGAAACGGUUUGGAGUCACACCUGUUGGUGCCCAACCCACAGCAGAACACUGAGCUCACAGUCAACCUCACUCCUAUCGCUGGCAAAAUUGUCUUUACAUCUCGAUUUGAAAACGUUAGAAAUUUCUACCAUGAAUACAAACUGGUACUUGGAAACAUUGUUCAGUUCUCCGAUAAAACUACCAUAAAUGAUAUUGAUGUCUUCACUACGGAGUUUGAGGCCAACGCUGCAGAACAGAAGCUUCACUUGGAGACCCAUACGCGUCUACCUGGCAGGCACUCAGUCCUCCAUGUUCACAGAGAAGGCUUUUCCAUUUUCAAUUUAAGUUUUAAGCGCCAGAUUGAAGUCAGUGGAGAUGUAGUAGAAAAGGAAUUUAAAGUUGAGCUGUCAGGAUCUGGAUCCCUACCCGGGGAAGGAACGAUUAAUGCCAUCAUUACCAACACAUUCCGGGAGCAGCCAAGGACUAUAACAGCAAAAAUUGAUGUGAAUAGACUUACAAGUCCAAAAACAAUAAGAAUUGAAGUUAACCCAGCACCAAGUCUGCUUUACGUGUUUGACAUAACUUAUAACAUCGACCUGAGUGAACCAACUCAGGGUGAUUAUGAUAUCAAGAUUACAACCCCGGACAGGUCAGCUGCCCCGUGGAAACAUAUCUCUGGCAGCUGGGACGUGCAAGAUAUUGACUCUACAGAACUUACCUUUAACAUCGGUAACAUAGCAUACAAAGCCAAUGGCAAACUGGGAAUCCGAGAAUCAACAGUUGUUCUGUCAGCUGAGGGCAAUGAAAAUAUAUACCUUCAAUGGAAAUUUGAAAGGAAUGGCGCUUACAGGGACUACUUCUUGAAGCUUGGUCGAGAGUCAAGGUACGGAAUGCUCAAGUUAAAGGGUACUCUCACCGACAUCGCUCACGUGGACAUCGAGGGAGGCUUCAAGGUCGGCCCAUUCCAACCAGAAGAAUUUUUAUUCACAGCCAAGUGGAACAAAGGCCCCGACGGCUCCGUGACUGGAGAAGGAUCAUAUAACUAUGGGGAUUACCAUGGGAGCCACACCCUGGAGGAGUUCCGGCGUGAUGCCGCUCAAAGAUCUGCCACCUUCAGAUGGACAUCAACCUCAAAUUUCCCUGGUUAUGAACAGAUUUCCGUAUCUGGAAACUAUGAUGUUAAUGGCAAAUUUGUGUUUAAUGCAGACAUAAAAGCAAAUGAACGCGAGUCAAAAAUUGAUAUAAAUAUAUCGAACUUGAGCCCAAAGCGAUCUCGCAACACAAUAGAGUGGGACAUCCCAAUCCUUGGAGAGUUUGGCAAAGUUCAGUUGACACUCAGUCAUAACUUUAGAGAAGUAACUAGCAAGUCCAUCGCAGCUGUGGCAAAGAUAGGACGAAGACAGGCCUUCGUGAAAGCUAAUUGGAAGAGAAGUGAAAACUUUGAGAUUCUUGAUGGGACAAUUGAAGUGAAGUCAAAAUAUCUUGGAGAUAUUAACUUCUCUAUUAAGUACGAUGUUACCAACAUUCAAGAUGCACAAGCUGAGGUUAAGUACUCCCGAAAGACUCCAGAUCACCAAGAAAAAUAUGUCAACAUUAACUGGCACAGAAAAAGUAGCGCUGAACACAUGGAAGGUGAGCUCAUUCUAGAUUCAUCACUUCAAUUGCUUUCACACGCCCGUAUUUCCAAUACAGUUGACUUUACCGAUGUCUUCCACUUAAAAACUAGCCUUGAAUGGAAUGAGAAGGCAGUAACAUUUGAACUUGAUGUCGGCAAGAAUUCAGUGUCAUCAAAAAUUGCAACACCAUUCGAAAACUUUAAAGCAAUAGAGGGCGAAUUAACAUAUAGUCUUGGGGGUAAAGACAAAGUGGUAACUCUAAAAUAUGAACGUGGUGAAAAGAAAGUUGAUCUAAACUUUACCUUGAACAGGAAAUCUAAGAGGAAGGGAGAUUUUGCAUUGAGUCUUACAACACCCUUUGACCUAGUGAAGAAUGUUAACAUCAAUGGAAGUUGGAAUAAAGGUCAAGCUCAAGUAAACUAUAAAAGAAAUGAAGUCGAGUACAGUUUCGAAGGUGUAGCGGAUGUCCAAGGCGGUAAAUCAGACUUCGACAUAACCUUCACAGGUACAGGAGGGGAAGCCAUCAGAAUAGCUGCCGCAUAUGACGUAGAGGAAUUCCUUGCUGGAGGAGGAACCGAGCCUAAGAAACUAGCAAGUCUUAAACUAGAAUUUGAAACUUUCAAAAUCAGUUUUAAUAUGCAAGGCUUCCGCAACAAUAAGAGGAUAUAUUUAGAAAUUGACGGAGAGUCAACCUUGUUAAUAAUGAAGAAGUUCCAUCUGAAGCUGAACUCUGAAUUAAGUACUGAAGCUCGUGAUGGCGUCUUCGAAAUAAUAGUUGACGAGUUCGAGUUUAAAAUUGACAACCACUUUGAGAGGCACGAAAAUCAUGACUAUUACUUCAAGAGUAAAAUUGAGAGCACACUGACGCCUCUGCCGGCGCUAGUGUUCGGCAUAGGACGCAAAGGUGAGGAACGCAUUGUGACUCUGGGAUACGGUGAAGGACAGGAGGUCACUUUCUCCAUCAAGGGCAAGGACAACUUUAGGUCUGGAUUUAGUGGCUCUGCUGAUAUCCCUAACUAUGGAUAUGAAGGAGUUAAAUUCGAUGUUGAAUAUGGAUUCCAAAGUGAUGAUGAGGUCGUUGUUAAGGUUGAAAUUGAGCUGGGUGAAGAUGGCCAGGAAGUGGAGGCUGAGUUCACUUACAACUCGGAGGGAGUAAAGGCCCGUCUGGACUCCCCAUACACAGGCGAACACAGUCUCCGGGCCAGACGCUCCAUUGCCUCUGACAGCUUCUUCACAGAAAUUGGACUCGAUGAUUACAAUGUCAAACUCCGAGGUGGCUUGAUGGGCGAGGGUAUUAAGCGAGGAGCAAUGUUAGAAGGAGAUAUUUUUGGUACCAGGUUCCUAAUAGAUUCCCUCUUCCAGUCUGAGGGCCAGCAGUACUCCGAAGGCAAGCUUAUUAUUCAGACGCCGUUCCGUUGUAUGGAGAAAAUGGGAGGUUUGUUUACACUGUCUAAUGUGAACUCAAACAUCAUGGCCCAUGCUGAAGUGUUCCUACCAUCUUGCUCCACACCAAAACUAACUGGAAAAUUCAACAUGAACCUGAACGAUAAAAUCGAUGGCUAUGUUACAGUAGAUGUGGCGGGUGAGCAGUUCACUGUGAAGAGCAAUCUAGUCGGUGCGUCGCUCAGCCAAGGAUACCAAGGUACCGUAGAAAUAUAUACACCUUUCCAUGCUCUCUCAAGUGUCGUCAUUAAUGGAAAAAUUAAAAUGGAACGUUUGUCAUUCUUCGAAGCUGACCUGAAAAUGGUCGAGCCUGACAUUCACGUGCUGCAGGUCAAGUAUCAACUCUCUCCUCAAGCACUCACAGCCAGUCUUAAUCUUAAUUCAAUCAAAUCCGAAGGUGGAAUAAAAAUGAACUUCACCUUGGAAGGUUUGGAUUCUGCUCACAAAAAAAUGGAACUAAACCUCUGUAAUGAUAAACUGACGGCUGAGUACAUCAUGAGUGAGUCUACCUUCAAAUUUACCUUGGACUCCUUGAUUAGAGGUAUUCCACGCCAGAUGUCUGUUGAAGCUAAGUAUCUAUCACUGGAAGCCAUGGAGGGCUCUCUUCUCACUACUCUUGCUGGUCAAACUCACAAUAUUCACGGAGAGUUCAGCGUAGUCAACAAUCGCAUUCAGGGAGGAAUAGAGUUGGAAUCUACUCUGAUUGACGGAACAAGGAAACUGAACUUCGACAUUUCAAUUCCAGGUACUUCUUCCAAGGAAGUUUCCUUUGAUGUGACCUUUAUAACGUCGGAAACCUACUCCAUGUACUUCGAGUUAGACGCCACGACUGGCCUCCGUGCCACUCUUAAAAUCGAUGCCCCAAUCUUCCAGAAGCUAACUGUCAACUUCGAAUAUAUUGCUACCACAGCUGCGCUUACACUUGAGACUCCCACAGGCAUCCAUAAGGCUAAGGUGACUUGGCGUGUCACUCGCAAGACACCUUUCGACUGGCUGGCGACCGCUGAGCUCGUCUCUCCACUUCUUGAAAACACCUACACCUUCAGUGGCAUCCUUAGUGGCAAUAGGAAACAGAGAAUGGUUAAAGCACAGUUGGAUGUUGGAGAUGUCCGGCAUGCAGUGCAAGCGACUACAUCUAUGUCAGCAAAUGGAGGCGGAUUCUUGUUGAUUAUCGAAACACCAUUUAAAAAUAUCAACAAAGCUACUCUCCAAGCUUCUUUACAGUUUGGAAAUAAGAUUCAGUUGGAAGUGGCAGCCAAUUUCUCUGAGAAUAUCAACACCUUCAAUUUCACCUUCGACAACGACAAUCAAAGCUUAGUGGCAGAGGCCAAGUCUCCUUAUAUCCCCACAGGAUUGGUCAGAGCGGAAGCUGCUCUUACUGGAAACAUGCAGACAAAUAUGCAGCUGAAAGCGGCCAUAAUGAAUUCUGAUAAAAAUAUUUCUGGUGUUCUUAACUUGAAAAUUCCGUCUUCUAAGGCCAUUAAAAUCAAUUUGAAGAUUACUACUCCCUUCAAGGGCUACAGAAAGAUGAACUUCGUUGCCCAGUACAUGAAGGAUGAAGUAACUAACAUAAUUUUGUCUAUAGAUAAACCAAUCAGUUUCUCUGUUAAUACUCAGUUCAGCAAUAUCAACAGUGUCAUCAAGGGUAAUCUUAAGAUUGAAACUUCUGUUCAAACUCUGGAAAAUAUUGAGGCCGAGCUAUAUAUUCCCCUCGAUAAGUUUGCACCAAGAGCCGUCCUUACACUGGCUAACCGCAAGUACGGACUAGCUGCAGACUUCCAACAUGGCAUUGAGUCUAAGAUGUCUGCUAACUUAUACUUGAACGAAGAUUCCUAUGGCGGUAACCUGGCCCUGAGGACCAAGGCGCCCUAUGAGCUCGCCUACGGGUACCACCUCGCUGAUAAGCUCUCUAACAAGUUCCACCUCAGGACAGAUUCUUCCUUUAUUUCUGCAUUUGUCUGAGAAAAAUUGUUUUAAUAUUUCUUUACGAAUCUUUGAUCAAUAGCUCAGCCUCUAGUCAUAGAUAUUGAGAUCAUCUCAGCAAUGUUUAGAUAUGUAUGAAGAGAAAGCCAUUUAUAGUUAAUGUUUUGUGCAUAACUUAGAGAUAUGUUUUGUUUAUUUGGGAUGGCCUCGCCAGUGCUGUUGAUAUCUGACUUGGGUAUGACUACCCAAUAAUUAUUAAUACCUAUUACCCUAUAAUUAUUACGCUAUAAUUAUUACCUUAUAAUUAGUACCCUAUAAUUAUGUAUAUAGACCAUGAACACACAUAUAUGUAAUGCAUGUAGCUGCAAUAAAAUGAAUUCGUACA
Molecule: messenger RNA, 15103 nt
Organism: Procambarus clarkii (red swamp crayfish)
Lineage: Eukaryota; Metazoa; Arthropoda; Malacostraca; Decapoda; Cambaridae
Biological process (GO): lipid transport
Molecular function (GO): lipid carrier activity
Source: RefSeq, a predicted model, not a curated record